This is a messenger RNA of Penicillium malachiteum, 231 nucleotides long. RefSeq lists its product as uncharacterized. NCBI's taxonomy places the organism in Eukaryota, Fungi, Ascomycota, Eurotiomycetes, Eurotiales, Aspergillaceae. The transcript is spliced from 2 exons. Bases 1 to 231 code for a protein of 76 amino acids. The record is from RefSeq and is a predicted model, not a curated record.
AUGCUCAAUGGUCACAACAAUCUUCAAUGGUCUAACAUGUCAUGGCACUUCCACUCUCUGAUGGCUCUCUUGGUCCGGUCAUUACAUUAUGGGGGCUUCGGUGAACAGGCUUCACCAGCCCGUGAUCAAUCCCCUCCCUCCAACGCCCUCCCCCUCCGAUUCGACAUGCAGGUGGUGGCACAAUCUGCAGGGACAACGACACACAGGGGAGAGGAAGCUCCAAGUGUAUAA